AUGCUUGAUGAAGAAAACCAGAGCAGUCGUGGUUCACAUGAAGGCCGUGCCCCAAAUGUUGACAGACAUAGGCAUUCUCGGGGUAAGAAUCUUAUGGAAGAUUAUUUUAUCCCAACAUCUCUGUACUCUGAUGUUCAUUUUCGAGGGAGGUAUAGAAUGCAACAACAUUUGUUCAAUAAAAUCAUGCAUGAUAUUUGCAAUUAUGAUGAAUACUUUGUUCAAAAGAGAAAUUGUGUUGGUGUUUUGGGACUGCUUCCCGAACAAAAGUUCACAGCUGUUAUACGAAUGUUGGCGUAUGGUGCAUCUGCUGAUCAGGUGGAUGAGAUUGCCCGGAUGGGGAAGUCCAUUGCCUUGGAGAGUUUGGUUAGAUUUUGUGAUGCAGUCGAAACUCUGUACACCAGGGACUACCUGCGUCGACCCACGCCCAGGGACCUGCAACGACUUCUGCAGAAAGCCGAAUGGAGAGGAUUUCCAGGAAUGAUUGGUGAUUACGGAAAUCGGAAAGGCCAAAAAAGCAUCAUCCUUGAAGCCGUUGCAGGUUUCGAUACAUGGGUUUGGCACCCCUUUUUUGGAGUUGCUGGAUCUCAAAAUGACUUGAACGUCCUGGGUCAAUCCCCGGUGUUCAAUGAUGUUUUGAGAGGAGAAGCCCCAAAAAUCAUAUAUGAAGUCAAUAAUAUCGUCUACCAAAUCAGGUAUUAUCUAGCUGACGAGAUCUACCCGAGGUGGACAACAUUCGUGAAAUCACUUCCGCAUCCCCGAACCCAGAAGCAAAAAUUAUUUGCUACAUAUCAAGAGGGUUACAGAAAGGAUGUGGAGAGGUGCUUUGGUAUCCUCCAAGCUCGGUGGGCGAUCAUUAGGGGUGUGACAUGUAUGUUUGAUGAGGAGGUGUUGAGGAGCAUAAUGAUGACAUGCAUCAUCCUUCAUAACAUGAUUGUGGAGGAUGAGUAUGAUUAG
This is a messenger RNA of Prunus armeniaca (apricot), 954 nucleotides long. The record is from the annotation of a GenBank genome assembly. Lineage: Eukaryota; Viridiplantae; Streptophyta; Magnoliopsida; Rosales; Rosaceae.